Pochonia chlamydosporia 170 is the source of this 1989-nucleotide messenger RNA. Its product is annotated as transposase. Lineage: Eukaryota; Fungi; Ascomycota; Sordariomycetes; Hypocreales; Clavicipitaceae. Bases 1 to 1989 code for a protein of 662 amino acids. Gene Ontology annotation, cellular component: nucleus. Gene Ontology annotation, molecular function: GTPase activity; DNA binding; guanyl nucleotide binding. The record is from RefSeq and is a predicted model, not a curated record. The transcript has 2 exons. Gene Ontology annotation, biological process: G protein-coupled receptor signaling pathway.
AUGGGAGGUGGUGAUAGACGGCGCAGCCGUUGUCCAAGCGGCCUUGGCCCGUUACAGUUUAUGAGAACUAGCAUCAUCUUGUUCCUCAAUAAGGUCGACAUAUUCAAACAGAAGUUGACGCGAUCGCUAUUGGGAAACUAUUUCCCGGACUACGCUGGAGGGAAAGAUGUCAACAAAGCAGCAAAAUACCUGCUGUGGCGCUUUAAUCAGGUGAACCGUUCUCAUCUGAAUUUAUAUCCUCAAUGUGGGCCACCCCCUCAUAUGGGCCACCCGCAUAAACCCGCACAAUCAACCGUACCAUUUACUUCGAUACUUGAUAACUCUAUGAAUUAUGGCUCAAAUGUAUUACAAUUUCGCAUGUGCACUCCUGACUCAAUGAAAACCUCAUAUACCGAACAUGACAUCAGCCAGGCACUUGAGGCGGUCGCCAAUGGGAAGUCUAUCCGGAAGGCCUCGAUGGAGUGGGGUAUUCCUAGAGCCACUCUCUUCAACCGCAUGCAUGGCCGGGAAUGUAGAAAGGAUGCAUUUUCUUCCCUUCAGAGGCUUUCCCAGACGCAAGAAAAUAAACUUACCGAAUGGAUUCUAAUCCAGGACGCUCUAGGCCUCCCUCCCACACACUCGCAGAUCAGACAGUUCGCGCAGCGGAUGCUUGCUGUUAGAGGGGACCACGAACCACUUGGAAAACACUGGAUGCAGGCUUUUUUGAGAAGAAACCCUGAAAUUCGGACGCAGAGGUGUUAUCAUAGGGACUCUGCACGUGUUAACGGUGCUUCCACUCAGGUAAUUCGACCUUGGUUUAGAAAUUUCUAUAUUCCCGAGAUUCAGGCCAUUAAGCCAGAGAACAGGUACAACAUGGAUGAAGCGGGCAUCAUGGAAGGCUUAGGGGAGAAUGGUCUAGUUGUUGGGAGUUCGGAGAGACGCUCCGUUCAGAAGAAAACGCCGGGUUCGAGAGCCUGGACGUCCUUUAUCGAAUGCGUGUCGGCUACUGGCUGCGCACUGCCGCCCUUGGUUAUAUUCAAGGGUAAAACCGUUCAGCAACAAUGGUUUCCGCACGACUUAGGCUAUUUCAAGGAUUGGCAAUUCACAGCGACAAAAAACGGCUGGACUUCAGACCAAACUGCGAUCGAGUGGCUUGAAAAGAUGUUCAUCCCCAGGACCCAGCCAUCUGACCCUUCGGAGCGAAGAUUGUUAGUUUUAGACGGGCAUGGAAGCCACGAGUCGGUUGAUUUCAUGUACCUAUGCUAUCAGCACAAGAUUCAUCUACUUUACCUCCCCCCUCAUACCUCACAUGUCCUGCAACCUCUCGAUCUGUCUGUCUUCUCACCUCUCAAGCACUUCUACCGCAAAGAGGUCGGAUUUCUGAGCCUCUUGACCGAUUCGAGCCCGGUCGGCAAGCAAAACUUUCUCAUAUGCUACCAGAAAGCUCGGAGACAGGCGCUGUCUGCAUCAAACAUUAAGGGUGGUUGGAAAGCAAGCGGUCUCUGGCCAGUGUCAGUUGCAAAGCCUCUUUUGAGCCGUCUCCUACUGGAGAACAGUAACAAGGGUAAGAAUAACGCACGAAAAACUACCGAUGAAUUGAGAACUCCUUCAUCUCGCAAAUCUUGGAUGUCGGAGACGUCACAGAUCGCGUGGGCUACUCCUAAGAGGUCCAAAGAUCUCAAGGUUCAGGUACUCCAUUUUAGCCAACUAGAAAGCGAUAUGCCUACGAAGCGAUUGCUCUUUAGAAAGAUUACAAAAGGGUUUGAUGAGAAGGAUAGCCUUCUUGCAAAAGCCCAAUUGCAGAUUCAGGCACUAGAAGCACAGCUAGAGGCUGCCAGACCGAAGCGAAGAAAGAAGGUCGAAACUAGCCCAAAUUCGAGGUUCGCGGAUAUCAAAGCAAUACAGCGCGCACAAGAGGAAAUUGAUGUAGCUGAAAAUAAUGAAGGAGAUGAAGAAGAGCCUGAAGUAUCUGAAAAUGAAGAAAACUGCAUUGUAGUUCAAAUUGAUUAG